Molecule: messenger RNA, 1445 nt
Organism: Malus domestica (apple)
Lineage: Eukaryota; Viridiplantae; Streptophyta; Magnoliopsida; Rosales; Rosaceae
Cellular component (GO): cytoplasm
Molecular function (GO): protein-disulfide reductase activity
Source: RefSeq, a predicted model, not a curated record
CAAGGCAAACAGACGAUCGCCGAAUCGUCUUCGAUUCGGGUUCGCAAGACUCAAAUGCCUCUCAAACUUAUCAUCCGUCCGAUCAACAUACUUUUAUUGUUUCAACAAUCAAGACUCAACUACCUCUCAAACUUAUCAUCCGUCCGAUCAACAUACUUUUGUUGUUCCAACAAUCGACCGGUAAAUAAUUAAACACCACCAUAGCAUCAUACACCCGAAGGAACACCGCAAUCUUAUCUCCUCUCGGCGACCGGGAAGCGCAAGUGUUCUUCGCUGGAAGUAUUUGUUUCUAUUCAUUUUCUUUUCCGAUUAUCCAAACAGAAGCUAAGAAGAAGAAUCCGUCGGACGAAAUCUCACUGACCGGAGCGCCCAAUCCAAUGGCGAUUUCCGUGACGGCGUCCGCGAUUCCUUGUCUCAGCUCUGACCGUACGGCUCGCAUAGUUGCGGCGGCGGCAUCAUCCUCUUCUUCUUGUUCAAAGCUGUCCUCCUCGACUUCUCUGCGAUUUCCAUCACACCUUCGACACGUUCGGAUCGGAACACGGGACUCACGGCCUCGGAUUCUUCCUCCGGUUGAAGCAAAGAAGCAAACAUUUUCCUCCUUCGAAGAUUUGCUGGCUACCUCCGAAAAACCUGUGUUGGUUGACUUCUAUGCAACCUGGUGCGGUCCUUGUCAGUUUAUGGCACCUAUCCUCAAUGAAGUCAGCAUUACGCUGAAUGACAAGAUCCAGGUUGUGAAAAUUGACACGGAGAAGUAUCCUAGCAUUGCUGAUAAAUAUAGCAUACAAGCAUUGCCUACUUUCAUCAUAUUUAAGGAUGGAGAGCCAUUUGACCGCUUUGAGGGUGCUCUGACUGCUGAUCAGCUUGUCGAACGAAUAGAAACUACUUUGAAAGUUAGGAAGUAGCGGCUUCUCAGGUUGAACCGAAUCGAUUCAGCCGCAUCUGAGGGGAUAUGGAUGAAAUUUAUUAAUUGCCUUCGGGACAUUCAUUUCAUAUGUGAUGAAAUUUAUUCUAGGCUUGUUUAGUUUGGCACGGUUGGAGCUUGAAUUGGACAUUCAGUUACUGCUUGCUUUGAUACCAUGUCAAAAUUAGUGUCACUAAUUAACAAUGGCAUAUCAAAUAAAGGUCGUACCCAGUGCACAAGGCUCCCGCUUUACGCAGGGUUUGGGAGAGGUGAAUGUCGGCUAGCCUUACCCCCAUUUUAUGAAGAGGCUGCUCCCAAGUCUCGAACCCGAGACCUACCGUUCAUGGGCGAAGACACUUGCCAUCGCACCAAGUGCGACCUCUUUAACAAUGGCAUAUCAAAUGAAGAAAUUAUUUCGGCAUGCCUCCUUUCAAUUUUGCAUUCUCCUGUUUACUUCACAAGCGCACGAGUCAAUUGUAGUAAAGAUGUGCAAUACGAAAUCAAAUUCACUGGGAUCGAUUGAAUCCUAUAAGUAUUAUUUUAA